Molecule: messenger RNA, 1398 nt
Organism: Cladophialophora psammophila CBS 110553
Lineage: Eukaryota; Fungi; Ascomycota; Eurotiomycetes; Chaetothyriales; Herpotrichiellaceae
Exons: 2
Coding region: 1-1398 (465 amino acids)
Biological process (GO): transmembrane transport
Cellular component (GO): membrane
Molecular function (GO): transmembrane transporter activity
Source: RefSeq, a predicted model, not a curated record
AUGGAAGACCAAAUCUCUCAGAAGCAGACUCACCAUUCAGAGACUCAAGUUUCGGAAGGCAUUGGUGAGGUUGCACCAAAGGUGCAUUUCAAGCUAUGGAGCGCGCUCGGCUAUCAGUAUUGCGCCCAAGUCACACCACUGGUGGUCGGCACCUAUCUUUCCCUGACAAUCGGUCUCGGGGGCUCUGCAGGGUACUUUUGGUGCUUUGUUUUUGUCGGAAUCUUCCAGCUCAUUUUCUGCCUGGCCGCGGCAGAGAUGGCUUCCGGGAUACCACAUUCUUCAGGUCCAGCCCACUGGGUUAUAGUCCUCGGCCCGCCUAAAUGGUCUCAUGUCAUCGGCUACAUACUUGGCUGGGUCACCAACUGCGGUUGGAUGUGUGUCUGUGCAGCAUCCUCACUCUACCUGGCCCAACUCACAAUGGCCCUCAUUGUCGCAUCUUAUCCAGAUUUUGACCUCCAGCCGUGGCAUACUUACCUGGUGUACAUUGGAUACUCCUUGUUGGAGCUCUUCCUGAAUCUGCCCAUCAUGUUCAAAGUCCUCAAUCUCCUGUUGUCCACCAACAUUGUCUUGAUCAACCUGACGUCUGUUUUCCUCCUCAUCGUCUUACUGGCAAAAGCCGGUCCGAAGCAGUCGGCAUACGAGGUUUUCGUCCACUUUGUGAACGAGUCUGGAUGGUCCUCGGAUGGCGUUGUCUUUUUUCUUGGAGUUUUGCCCGGAUUAGUGGCCUUGGGCGCUUUCGACAAUGCUUCUCACCUGACCGACGAAGUCUCAAACCCAUCGAAACAGAUCCCACAAGUCUUGCUAGGCUCGACUGUUAUGGGAUUUUUGACAGGAGUACCAAUGAUCAUGGUCUACGAGUUUUGUAACGUCGACCCGGAGAGCCUUCUGGAGCCCGUUGGUGGUCAGCCCAUCGUUCAACUGAUUCUCAACGCCACGAAUUCCUUGCCCUUGACAAUUGUGGGGACGGUAGCGAUCAUGUUCUGCUUCUUUAUCGCGGGCUGUUCUUACUGGAUCAGCUGGUCGCGCCUAUACUGGUCCUUUUCGAGAGAAGGAGCUUUGCCUUUUGGAAAAUACAUGUCAAAGCUGUCUGGCGACCAGAGCUUGCCGAUCAACGCUCUCUUCUUGGUCACCUCUGUCACGAUUGCGCUGGGCUCAAUCCAGCUGGGUUCCGCCAUCGCCAUGAACGCGCUCCUCGGUGGCGCCGCCCUCUGCACUGUCUCCGCGUUCGCUGCCUGCUUCGCAUUCGUCACCGCGGCAAGGCGGCAUACGAUCCCAAUCGAUGGCUCAACCUCGGACGCUUUAGCACACCGUGUUGCGCUAUUUCUCUAUUGUGGCUCCUUUUUGUUUUGGUCUGGCUUUCUAUGCCACUGUAUCUCCCAGUCACUCCAAAAAGCAUGA